UAACUACUUUACUGGGCAGCUUCCGGUUUCAUUAUCUAAUGCUUCACAACUAAAAUUUAUUGGAUUCGAAUUCAAUAAUUUUAGUGGACCUGUGCCUCCAAAUCUAGGAAGAUUGACUGCUCUCGAGCGGCUGGCUCUUGACGAAAAUGAGUUAGAAAAUAUGGAGGGAGACGACUUCAGUUUCAUAGCUUCUUUGACUAAUUGCAGCAAACUCUCCAUACUGGAUUUAGGUGCAAAUCGUUUUAAAGGUCAUUGGCCUACUUCAAUUGUUAAUCUCUCAAGCAGGCUUGAAUUUCUAUCUAUAUCGGAGAAUCAGAUUUCAGGCAGACUACCAGAUGGGAUUGGCAACUUGAUUGGCCUUACAACUUUGAAUCUCUAUCACGACUUUCUCACAGGUGAAAUUCCAAAUAGUAUUGGCAGACUAGAAAAACUGAAUGGACUUUGGUUACAUUAUAACCAAUUUUCAGGUACAAUUCCAUCCUCAAUUGGGAACCUCACCCAAUUACUUUAUUUGUAUCUUGACGGAAAUAAUUUAGAAGGUGAAAUACCUCUUAGUUUGAGAAAUUGUAGACAUCUUGUAGAAGUCAACAUAUCUUAUAACAACAUUAUUGGUUCCAUACCAAAAGAAGUUUUAAGUUCUACGAUUAUAAUCUUCGACUUCUCAGGAAAUUUCUUAUCUGGCUUACUGCCUCUAGAGCUGGGAAAUAUGACCAAUCUAAUUAGUUUGGUUCUUUCCCACAAUAGAUUAUCUGGACAAAUUCCAAGUACCUUGGGAAAUUGUCUCAUGAUGGAAGAACUGUAUAUGCAAGAUAACUUAUUUAUGGGUAGCAUCCCAUCCUCCUUCAGUGCUUUGAAGAGUCUUCAUUACCUUGACCUUUCAAGAAAUAAUUUUUCUGGACAAAUUCCAAAAUAUCUCCAAAAUUUCACUCUGCUGCAGCAUUUGAAUUUAUCUUUCAACAAAUUUGUAGGAGAGGUUCCAUAUGAAGGGGUCUUUGGAAAUGCAAGUGCAGUUUCAGUUCUUGGAAACCAACGUCUCUGUGGAGGCAUUCAGAAUCUCGGACUCCCUCCAUGUAAGGUCCAAGGCCUAAAGAAGAACAACAGGAGAUCCAAGAGGAAAGCCCCUUCAAUGUUGCAAAUACAAGAACCAUUUCCAAAGAUUUCUUUUGCAGAGUUAAGUCAAGCAACUAAUGACUUCUCAUCAGCUAACUUGAUUGGCGAAGGAAGUUUUGGCUCUGUUUAU
This is a messenger RNA of Rubroshorea leprosula, 1240 nucleotides long. Lineage: Eukaryota; Viridiplantae; Streptophyta; Magnoliopsida; Malvales; Dipterocarpaceae. The record is from the annotation of a GenBank genome assembly.